CCGCGUUAGACUUCCUCCUACCUAAAAACCGAUCUUCCGCAACCCCAGACACACUAGAAUAUGGUGUGCAAUAUGAGAAGUUGUUGCAAGACCCGUCGAGCACAUGAAGAAAGCUCAGCAAGCAAUGAUUGCUUAUGAGAAUCAACAUCGUAGACAAUCCACAUUUAAGGUACGGGAACGUGUCUGGUUCAAGGCUAGCGAGCUAGGACAAGAAUUCGGAGUCUCUCGCAAACUAAUGCCUCAAUACUUUGGUCCCUUGGAAGUCCUAGAUAUAGUGGGAGAUGAGAUGGAUGGGCCCACUUAUGUCAUUCGUGUCCCUGGACACCUACGCACUCACCCAGUCUUUCAUGCCUCCAAGCUUGCACCUUUCGCUGAGACUGAUCAAUUCCCUUCCAAGAGAUCGAUGCUGCCCCCAACCAUGGAUGGACAAGUCGAUAUCGACGACAUUGUGGAUCACAGGGAUAUGCCUGUUCCGAAGCCGCUGGGUCGAGGAAGACCUCCUAAACCCAAGAGGGAGUACCAGAUCAGAUUCAGGCAUCAUACGGAUCCAAAAGAAGAUCGGUGGUUUACCCGGGAGGAACUGAUGGAAACAGCUCCUCAGGUGGUGGCAGACUAUGAACGGAAGCUAAAAGGGAAGGCACCUGCAAAUGACUUGAAUGAGUUCCACAACAAACCUACAAGGAACGGUCUGAAAAGGAAUGACACGAAGAUGUGGGACCCCACAGCGAAGGCAAAUGUUGACAAGAAGACACCGUCAGAAUGGUGGGCAGCACACGGCAGCGACGUUCCCGAAUUGCAGAAGAUUGCGAUAAAGGUUAUGGGCAUGUGGAGCACCGCAUCGCCGACGAAGAGGAACUGGGCUUCCAUGGACUUCAUCCAUUCCAAACGGAGCAACACGUUGUCGCCAGAAAGCUUGGCGAAGCUAUUGUACAUACACUGGAACAUGCAGCUACUGCGUGUGCGUGUUCCGGAGACUAAGAACAACGAAUUUGUAGACUUGUGGUGUGACUUCGUCGAGCCCGCCCCAGAGCCUGAAGAGAACGAUGGAUCGGUGUCGAAGGGGCCCGAGGAUGAGGCUGAGAAGACAGAGGAGGAACUUGUAUGGGAACGGAGGCUCACAAAGACUCCGAAGGGAAGGGUUCCAAAAAAUCUCGAGGACGAGGACGAAGAGCUCACGAAUGACAGUGAUUUGGAUGACGAGCUGUGGAAGGGGAAGUGCGGAUUGUCGGAGGACUCAAGCACGACGUACGUCGGAAGGAGGCAGACCGGACGACAACGCAGAGAAGAGUCACAUCCGGCAGCGAUGGAGCCUGUGGUAAGGGAAACUGCACUGUACAAUCCACAAUCUGAUGUCGAGUUCGCAUGGCUAGACACGGAUGUCGAGACGUUGCUGGAAGCGAGGGUAAACGAAGAUGCGGAGGAUGCGAACCGUGCCAAGGCUAUGGCUGACCGGGAGACCGAACUCGUCAACAAACGUAUGAUGGAGGAGGAGGCCCGCCGUGCAGCUAUCCCGACUCGGAGAGAGAUCGAGAGAGGUCUCAAACAAGCCAGGGAGCACCAACAGCAGAUCAAUCUGGCAUUGGAGGUUGAGGAAGAGGGAGAAGAGGAGGAGGAGGAGCACCAGGCUGAGGUGGGAGAUUACAUGGAACAGGAAGAAAAGGAGGAGGGCAUGGUGCAACCACGGGAGGGAGAGGAGAUGGAGGACCAAGAAGAAGAGGAAGGCACGGUGCAAGGCGGGGAGGAAGAGGAAAUGCAGCAGGAAGAGGAGGGGGAAAGAUUGGCGCAGCAGAAGAUACAGCACGGCGAGGUCGAUAAGGCCCGCGAAGACGAGCCCAAUCCCACAGCGACAACAGUCUACACACGCAGGCCCCGACCAGCGGAGUUUCCGGAGUCCGAGGAGAAGAUACCGGAAUUCCCCGCAAUGAGGGAGGAUGUCCAGCAUGACAACCUGUGGGUGAGCCGAGUGGGCAGGAAGAGAAAGGAGCCAUCACAGGACGCUCCUGCACAGCCGAAACGUCCUCGUGGCGGACCGCGAAAGCAGAAGACCGACACGGCCACUACACCGGUCAUGAAUAGGAUUUUCCAUAACUACUUGGAUAAGUUUAUUGUUGUGUACCUCAACGACAUUUGUAUCUUUAGUAGGACUGUCGAAGAGCAUGCUGAACAUGUAGAUGAAGUGUUUUUUUUCCUCCAACAACGCAAGUAUAAGAAAUGCGAGUUUGGUCGCACCAAAAUCUUGUACUUGGGUCAUGAAGUAUACGCGGAAGGGAUUAGGCCUCAGGAUGCGAAGGUGGCUAGCAUUAGAGACUGGCCACGACCCCAGUUUGUAACUGAGGUCAGAUCGUUCUGGGGGAUGUGUGGUUAUUACCGCAAUUUUGUACAGAACUAUAGCACGAUAGCAUCUCCCUUGACGGACCUAACGCGUCUUGACACUCUAUGGGAAUGGACAAACGAAUGUGAGGCUUCUUUCAAGAGAUUGAAACAUGCCCUUACACAUCAUGAGGUUCUCAUGGUCCCCGAUCCUCGAAGGCCAUUUGUAGUGACCACUGACGCAAGCCAAUAUGGCAUUGGCGCAAUGCUGGCGCAACAGGAAGGGAAGAAGUUAAGGCCGAUCGAGUACAUGAGCGAGAAUAUGCCAUCAAAGAAGUUGGCGAAGUCCACCUACGAAAGAGAACUCUAUGCCCUCUAUAAGGCACUUGUCCAUUGGAGGCACUAUCUGUUGGGAAGGUUUUUCUACUUGAGGACCGACCAUCAAACACUUAAGUGGAUCAGGACACAACCUGUUCUCUCCGAUGCACUCAAAUGUUGGAUUGAAGUCAUAGAUCAAUACGACUUCAAGCUUGACUAUGUGAAAGGAGAGUAUAACAAGGUUGUUGAUGCUCUAUCACGUAGCGCAAACUACCUGGGUGGGCUGAUCACUGAGUUUGGCUUAUCCGAUGAUGUAUCUCGAUCCUUGGUGGAAGCCUACAAGGAAGGCCCUGUCACGAUGGACAUCAUUCGCACACUUGAGGCCAAAGACAAGGCCAUAACUGAUGAGUUUUUGAUGGUGGAUGGAUUGCUCUUUCUUGAGAAGGAGGGAUUCAAAAGAUUAGUCUUUCCAUCUAGAGAGAAUUUGCGUAGUUUAUUUUUAGUUGGUGGAGCAUCCGCGGGUCCGGGCCCCGAGGAGGACCAUGUCCGGGACUCUUCCCAGUCCAACCGCCCGUGUGCACGGUCUGCAGGGCUGGCAGCGCGGAAGGUAAUGUCAUUCGAUGCAAGGGGGGAGGAGGAGAGGGAGGGGCAGGAGGAGGAGGAGGAGGAGGAGGAGGAGGAGGAGGAGGAGGAGAUGGACGGCACGAGAAGGGACGUGUUGGAGUCGGGUAUUGGCAUUUUUCCGGAGGCCAAUCAUGAUAACCAGUCUGAAGGGAGGAGGACGAAUAGGAGGAUAGAACAGGAAGUUCCAGCAGCUCUGUACCCAUGGCUUCAAUUCAACAAAUCGCUGCUCACUCUACACGGCAAUGUAUUACCGGAUAUUACGGCGAAUAAUUCUUUGGAUUAUCAAAGACGUUAUAUUCAUGCUCUCAUCCUCUCUCAAGAUGGAAGCACCCUCUACUUCGCGCACGACAAGUAUGAUACCGACAGCCAGAUCGGGAAAGCCGUCCGAUUGCCUAAUCCAUCAUCUUUACCACCAUCUGCAACUUCAUCUCAAUCACAAACAUCACCACAGAGUCUGUUGUACGAAGUGUCCAAUAUCCUCAAAAAGGCUAUCGACAUCACAGGCAGCAGCAGGGCCAAUCGUGUCACAGGCCUGGAGAUUCUGGAAGAUAAUGUUACGCUUCUCGUUGGAUACGAGGAGACACAGGAGAUCCACCAAGUAUGGGUGGAGAAUGGGAGAGAGGAGGUGUUCAUUGCUGGUCCAUUAGCAGCUAAAUACGGCAUGGCCAGGCAUCCAAAAGAGCUGUGGCUAUUUGUGAGUUCACCUCCACAGAUUCAGAAGGUGCCGCUUAAACAAGGGGCUCCCAUCAAGUCAAUUAUACUGCUAGCUGGUAAUCAUGAGCCUGCGAGUAUCCCCGAAAACAUGGAUGGCACAGGCAGCUCUGCUCGAUUUGGGUCGGGGGGCCCAAGGAUUGUCUCCCGAUCUGUCUCAAGAGACGGUGCCUUACUCUACGUUGGCGACCGGGGCUUUUUGCUCGUGAGGCGAGUGCACACCGCCACAGGAGUGACAGAAACUCUCAGUUUUGCUAACGGAACACAUGUGGCUAUGCCCUUCGGUCCGUUAGCUGCCGUUAUAACUUCGGAUGAUUGCAACCUUUUCGUAACGGGAUGGCCAGACACCAAGCCCCCCACGGGACAGCCAUCAGUGGUCCGAUGGGUGGCCCUCGACGCCCCACAUGGCAACGUCUCCUGGACCAAAGACAUCGUCCUCUUCAACCGCACCCCUCCCUCCGCCUUGGACAAACAGGACUGGACAGGGGUAAACGAACCAUCGCGUCUGUUGCUUAGUCACAAUGAUGCAGAUUUGUAUGUCGGAACGAGUAAUGGGGAGAUAUUCCACUUCGCCAUUAACCGCAGUGCUCUGCACAAAUGUGGUUCCAUUGAUCCUGCAAACUCUCCAGGGUUCGGUCCCCUUCCACGGUACGAUCCUCCUACAGUACCACCUCCCUCCUCGUCCUCCCGCCUCUCAUCCUCAUCUGAUGGAAUUUCCUUUCUCAAAUUGACUAUCGUUUUGUGCGUCAUAACCGUGGCUCUCCUAGGGGUCUGGAUAACGCUCGUCCUGUGGUGGACCAGAAGACUGUGCUUUCGCCCGGAGAAGGACUACGCGAUUGCUGCUUCUGCAGCUCAUCAGCCCAAGACACAGCAGCAGCGAUGGCUGUGUUCGUGCAUAUUCUUUGGCCAUCCGAAUACUCUCUCUCCGGGAGAUAAAGCCUGCAGCAGCGGUGAUUUCAAAACCACAGCCACGACGACGACGACGAUGACAUCUCUCUCCCUCCUCCAUGGCGAUGGCGAUCAAUUGGAGUUCGCUGCCAUCUCGCUCGAGCUUGACCAUCUUGAUGCCCCUCGACCGAUCCCCUUCACAGAUCUACGGGAGGCGACGGAUGGCUUUAGCGAUAGGCACAAGGUGGUGGGAGCAAGGGGCGGAUUUGGUGACCUGUACCGGGCAACCAUGAGAGUAGGAGGUGAAAGGCAGGAGAUGACUGACGUGGCGCUGAAGCUGAUGAGGGGCGGACUUGACGAACUGAAACGAAAGCAGUUCCUCUCCGAAGUGACCACUUUCAGCCGAGCUCGCCAUGUCCAUCUCUGCAAGCUUCUCGGCUACUGUGUGGAGCGAAACAUGGUUGUCCUUGUCUAUCCCUUCAUCUCGGGUGGCAGUUUACAUGAUCGUCUGCACCCUCGUCCUCGCCCCUCUGCCCAGGCCCUGCCUUCUCCUACCACAGGACCAUCUCUUCCUCCUCCUCCUCCUCCUACUCCCUUAGGUUGGAGGUCGCGACUGUCAGUUGCACUGCAGAUCGGGACUGCAUUAAGGUAUCUCCACGAGGAGUUAGAGCCCCCGCUCUUGCAUCGGGACGUCAAGAGCAGCAAUGUCCUUGUCGACGGCUCCGGAGAGCAGGUCAAGGCCUAUCUGACCGACUUUGGCCUCGCUAGGCUUGGUAAUCCGAGCUCAGGCUUGGAAAGAGGUCGGGAAACUGUGCAGACAGCUUUUCGAGCCGGCACGAUUGGGUAUAUGGCUCCCGAGUAUGCCAUUGGAUUGAAACUUACCGCCAAGAAUGACGUGUAUGCCUUCGGUGUGAUUCUGCUGGAGAUGGUUACUGGGAAGAGUGCUCUCUUCUGGAGGACUAAUGGAGAUCAGCCCGAGAUGGACGCUCUAGAUAUGUAUGAUGUGACCCUGAGUGACAGCGAGACCGAUUGCGGUCAUCACCCCAUUGUGCUUGUGCUUUGGGCCCGGAAGACGUUCAAGAAAGUGCCACACUGGGACUAUCAGCUGCUUAGCAAGAUGGUGGACCCGCACCUUGUUCAGUCCUUCGAAGUCCCUGGAGGGAGCGAAUGGGAGAGGGAGACGCUGUGUGCAAUUGCCAAGUUGUCGCAGGAGUGCACUGAUGUGGAGGCAAGUAAGAGGCCCAUGAUGGGUGUGGUUGUGGAGAGGAUCAAGGCAAUCUCUCGGUAUGCUACACCUCGCGACGAUCGUGUUGCACCAUCGAGCUCCAUUAGCAGCUACGUUGACGGUGGCCAGGGAGCGGGAGAAAGAAAAGGGUAUGACAAUCUCGAUAUGCUGCACCUCGCGGCGAUCGUGUUGCACCAUCGAGCUCCAUUAGCAGCUAUGUCGAUGGUGGCCAGGAAGCGGGAGAAAGAAACGGGUAUGACAGGUGAGGUGAAGGAAGUGCGGAUGCGAGCACUGGAGUUAGCCGAGGUCUUAUACACCGGUUGGAUUCACUCCAAGGGCUACCCCAAGGAGAUCGUUUGCGACCGGGACACUCGCUUUUUCUUCGACUUUUGGGUCGCCCUCGUCAAGCGAUGGGGCUCAUCUUUGAAGCCGAGUUCGGCUCGCCACCUGCAAACCGAUGGUCAAACGGAAAGGGCGCAUCAGACCGCUCAAGUCCUUUUACUCACUCUCAUCCGUCCCGACCAGGUUGAUUGGGUUGAGCGCUUGCCAGACGUUGAGUUGGCUUACAACUCAUCGAUCCAUCCGGCUAUCGGGAUGUCGCCAUUCGAGUUUGAGCAUGGUUCACCCAUCUCAUCGCCGCUGGACGCCACUUUGCCGCGCACAGCCGAGAGCGACGACCAUCUUGCGUUCCUUCGUCGCAUGCAAGAGCUUCUUGUUAAGGCACGGGAGCAGAUGUCGAAGACGCAAAUACGGAUGAGCCGUCAAGCCAACCGCAAUCGCCUUCCUUGCCCAUUCCGCGCCGGCGAUCUGGUUUGGGUCUCCGUCGCGGAGUUCAGCCUCGAGCAAGACAUCUCUCGCAAGCUCCUUCCCAAGUGGAUGGGGCCUUGGCGCAUUCGCUCUGCAGUUGGUGAUGAUCCCGAGGGCCCUUCAUUCCGCAUCGCGGUGCCACCUCGCUUGCCCGUCCACACGGUGUUCCACUGUUCCAAACUCGCUCUGUUUGUUCAGCGGAGUCCGACGAGUUUCCCGGUCGACCGGGAACGACUGUUCACGCAGGAGACCGUGAUCGGCGAUGAGGCCGCACAUUGGGUGGAAGAGGCAUCUGCAGACGGGGCCCCGGAGACUGAGAAAGGGUUGUCAGCCCUUGCGCAGGUCUCCCACGACCUCGUGACCACCUUCACUCUGCAGCAGGAGGAAAUCCUUCACCUGCAGCAGACAGUGGACCAGAUGCUCGCACAACUGCAGGCGGUGGAGAAACAGCCAACUGCUGUAGCAGCCGCAGGGCCUUCCAACCUUACCACCCGUGUGCAAGUUUUGGAGGAUGACGUCAGCAACAUCAAGCGUGUGCAUCAGGACUUCCGAACGUCGCAGCAAGCAACGAACUCGCAGUUGGAGACGCAGGUCCAGGCUGCUGCCACCGUGACGCCCGCCGCCUCAUCCUCCCGGCGCCCACCCAAACUCGAUGACAUUCCAGUUUUCUGCGAUCAGUCAAAGACGGAACCGAUCCCGUGGUGGCGCUAAACGAAGCCGGAAACAGCCGAGUGCCGGGUUGGGUCGCAAGAGCUGCUCGUUCCGGCGUUCGUAAUUAUUCCAUCUUAUUUAAGGUGCUUAGGUUAUUUCACAGCGAUCGAAGGUCUUAUUACAGCUGUCGUAGAUUCCGUUCAGGAGACAGAGGACAGCAGAAAGGCGAGUGGGAGGCAUCCCCGCAAUCACAGGCUUUUUACGGCUGUCAGCUCCUCCUCCCGCCCUUCAAAACUGAAACUUUUAGUCGACAUGCCUAGCACGGUAUUGCCGACUGACAGGGUGAUAGAACGCCGCUGGUUCACCACAGGUGACCGCCUCCCCGGCGAGGAACCCAACCGCAGCUCGGAGGUCGUGAUCGACGCAGCCGUCAUCUGCAGUCUGAUAACACAGGAGAGAAGAAGGUUCUUCACCAACCUUGCUCGAUUCCAACUCUUCAUAUCCAGAGAAUUCGUGGCCAAUGAGCGCGCAUGGCUGAAAUUCAUCUCCACCUUUCAGACAUACGAGGGGCCUCUUCCUACCCUGCUCUGGGCCUCCUGGAGCCCUGCUAGACUGCUGUCUUGUCUCCUGACCAACCACUUCGACCUUCUAAGCAACGAGAUUGACGAGGUCUACGAGGACGACCACAGAACCACUCGCUGCGCUGGAAUAGAGGACGUACGGUCGCUGAGAGUGGCAGCUAUGUCAGUGAUAACGUUGAGUUUGUCAGAGCUGAUUGUCCAGGAAGAAUCAAAGAAGACGAGGUUGAGUGCCUGCAGAGCUCUCACGCGAUUAGCAACUUACAGAGGCAACUGUCUCCUCCGCUAUAUUCUCUUUGUGAUCUCUAAGCCGGAUGUUUUUAAAAGCCCCAAUUCGGACACCUACAUCAUAUUUGGUGAGGCCAAGAUCGAGGACCUGACUUCGCAGGCGCAGUUCAAUGCUGCCGAGCAGUUCAAGGCUCCUGAUUUGCCCCAGGCGGAGCAGAAGAUGUCGGAAGCUCCUUCGGCAGCCGAUGCAGAGGAAGAGGAGGUUGACGUCAACUUGACGAGACCGGCGUUGAGCCCAAGGAUGUUGAACUCGUCCAAACCCAGGCCGGUGUUUCUCGUGCUAAGGCUAUUCAGGCUCUGAAGAAUACGGGCGGAGACAUUGCCAAUUCCAUCAUGGAGCUAACGACGUGAAGAAUCUC
This is a messenger RNA of Chara braunii, 8759 nucleotides long. The record is from the annotation of a GenBank genome assembly. Lineage: Eukaryota; Viridiplantae; Streptophyta; Charophyceae; Charales; Characeae.